GAAAGGCUGGUGUUGUACUCUGUGGUAGUUUCCCGAUAGCGUGAAGCUGCAGCGGUCCGGUAGCAGCAUUGACGUGUUUACCAGCAGAGGAGAAGCUGCAUGUGAAGCUGCGUGUGUGUCCGCGUAGUCUCCUGUCUGUGCUGUGGAACAUGGCGGACAUCACUCCCGGCUCGCUGGCUUCCUCUUUGUGUGCUGCGCUGCCGCCGCUAACGAACAGCAGGUAGCGAGCGUCAGCGUGCAACUUCCGCCUCCUCAGGACAUCUCCGCGCCGACCUGCCGCCUCGUCCACUCACACACUUGUAUCCGCCGCAGACUGAAGCAUCCGCGCGCACACAGGUGAGCGUGUGAAUGUUCUGCUCACCGGACCGACCGCAGGGUUCGCGUUGAGAAGAAACAGCAGAGACUGACGCGCAGCCUGAGUGGUUGAACGCACAGAGUUGUGUGACUGGAGCUGCAGCAGAAGAGAACCAGUCCUUGAAGCACGCCCAUCAUCAUCAUCAUCUCCUGCUGCACCAAUCAGAAGAUGGACUAACCUCUAAAAAAAACCACUUUAUCAGCUCCUGAUCUUAUCACCCACCUGUUGGGCCCCUGAGGGCCCUCAGGUAGCACGCAGCGGGAUGUCUGGCAGAAGGCAUUCUGCCAGGCAUCCGCUGUGGCGCCUCCUGUCGCCGUUCCGCAACCGUCAGGAGCGGGUGGUGCUGGCCCGCAGCGAGAGCCUGCCAGGGGAACAUUUCCUGAAGAUCACGGUCACAGAGACCACAGUGAUCGAGGCUGAGUCCGGGGUCUGGAACUUGCGCUCGCUCACCUACUUGGGCUUCUGGUACUUCUUCAGCUUCUGCACCCUGUUCCUCAACAAAUACAUCCUGACAUUGUUGGAGGGGGAGCCCAGCAUGCUGGGUGUUGUUCAGAUGGUGUCCACCACGGUCAUUGGCUGCCUGAAGAUGUAUGUCCCCUGUUGCAUGUACCAGCACAAGUCCAGAACGGAGUAUCCUCCCAACUUCAUCAUGAUCAUGUUAUUUGUUGGACUCAUGAGGUUCACCACCGUGGUUCUGGGCCUGGUGAGCCUGAAGAAUGUGGCGGUGUCGUUUGCAGAGACGGUGAAGAGCUCAGCGCCCAUCUUCACUGUCAUCAUGUCCCGGCUGAUCCUCGGGGAGUACACAGGCCUGUGGGUGAACCUGUCCCUGUUCCCUGUCAUGGCCGGCCUGGCCCUGUGCACAGCCACAGAGAUCAGCUUCAACAUGCUCGGCUUCUCCGCCGCGCUCUCCACCAACGUCAUGGACUGUUUACAGAACGUGUUUUCCAAAAAGCUGCUCAGCGGAGACACAUACAAGUUCAGCCCUCCAGAGCUGCAGUUCUAUACAAGUGCAGCAGCAGUCAUCAUGCUUAUACCUGCCUGGAUGUUCCUCCUGGACUUUCCAGUGAUUGGGAAGAGCGGGCGGAGCCUUAUCUUCAGUCAAGACAUUAUCCUGUUGCUGCUUUUUGACGGUGGCCUGUUCCACCUGCAGAGCGUCACUGCCUAUGCUCUCAUGGGUCGGAUUUCCCCUGUUACCUUCAGUGUUGCCAGUACUGUCAAGCACGCCCUCUCGGUGUGGCUGAGCGUCAUCGUGUUCAGUAACAAGAUCACAAUCCUCAGCGCCACCGGCACCAUCUUCGUGUUCAUCGGGGUCUUCUUUUACAACAAGGCCAGACAGAUCCAGAGACAGAACUUACAGGCAAUGGCUGCUGAGCAGAACCACAAACCACUAAUGGACGACCAGGACUUCCUCGCUCCUCACUCUCACAGAGGUCUUGGCACUUAAAGGACAGACGUGCUGCUUUAAAUGGGAUCAAAUUAUGAACAAUGAUCUGUUUGCUCGCCUGUGGCUGUCCAGACAGGAUUACUGGAUAUUUACACUCUGCCAGAGAAGCAACAAUAUGCAAGCUUUGCUGAGCAACAAGAGGUGAUUAAUUUCGUUGGGCUGAAAGUCCAUGCAGCUAAAGUUUCAGUGUGUAGCAUGAAGUGGCAUUUUAGCGGUGAAGUUGCAUAUUGCAAACUGUCCCCUACUCCUUGCCUCACUGGCUAAAGUUGAAACAUGGCAGCACAACAUGUCAGACUACAUGACACAAGGAUUCAUAUUUUUAGGUGAUUUACACUAAUAUAAACAUAAUUUUAAACAUUGUAUUCCAUUUCUGUAGCUAGAUCCGUGUAAAUCCUACACACCGGUCCUUUUUAAUCAAUUUUCAUGGACCGGAAACAAAGCCUGUCAAUCACUUGAUCUGAACAAUGACUGCAAAGUUCCACUGAGUGAAAUGAACAGUAGUUAUUCCUUUUGAUCACCAGCUUCCAGAACCUGCAGAGCUGUUGCAGUAACAAACGCACUCUGAAUUAUUACAACAUUUUUCAAACUGAACAUCAGAGAAGAGUUUUUAAAUGAUGUACAGUUCAGCUUUCCUGUUCAACCUGCUGCACCUGUUUCUGGCAGUUUAAGCCACUGACUGUUAUUUUUUUAUUACUGUCACAGAAGAUCCUAUCCUGUUAACAGAAGUAACAUAGUUCAAUAACAGAUACUGGUGAGUGGGAAUGAAAGAUGAACCUAUUGCAAGUCAGUUAACCAUCAAAAUGAUUUAGAAUAUUUUUUUAAGGUGCAAUAGUUUCGUAAAGUUGCUUUAAAGAAAAAACACUGAUACUUUUUUUUUCAUUCAGUGUCAAUGUCAUGUCUUAAUGCUUGAAGAAGACUUUGGUGUGUGGCUUGGUACAGGUCGCUGGUCUAACCAUGUCAACACUAGUUCCUUGGAACAGAAUCUUCUUUCACCUCGACCUUUAUAAUCAUCCUUGAUUCUAUGCUUUGAUGAAAACUGGUCAGUAAAAUGAGGAAGCUCAGGGUUUCCUUCAGCUGUCUGAAGGAAGUGACUUCUGUAAACAAUUCCGGUGGGAAGUGAUUUUAUCUCAUCUGUGGUACAGCAUCUGCUGAAUGUAGUGUGCUAUAGUGAAUAUCUGUGGAGCAUCGAAGCUGUAAGAUUUUACUGUAGUGACGGUGUAACCUACUCUGUAAAGUUUGAGAUGUGAAUAGGGCACAAUCACCUGAGAUGUGAGGCUCUUUGGAGGCUUGUUGAGCCAAAGCUUAGCCUGGCUGACUGACUGACACUUUUUAAAAAGCCCCAUGAGGAACAUUUGAAAGCCACAUUCUGCAUUCAAGGAAUGCUUAUCAUCUAUCAGGAACUUUUAUGUGCUAUGAUUUUUUAUUUUUUUAUUUUCUUAGUAAACUAACUCCCCCAGUGCAUGCUGGGAUGGCAUCCCUGGCAACCCUGAUCAGUAAAUUAAUUAACGGAUGAGUAACUGAUUAUUACACAUUCAUAAUCUUAAAAAAAUUAAUACAAUUUGCAAGUCUGGUUUUUAUUUUAUUUUGUGGCUCAUUGGCUCAGAUCAGUUAAGUCUGACAACCAGACAGUUCAAGGUUUUAAAGUCAGUAAAAUAAGGUGAAUGGUAAAAUGAAUAUUCAAUCUGUUAGAAUCAUCCAUCUGAGCUUACAAAAAAACCUCCCUGGUUUGGUUUUUGACUUUCUCUCAUACAGUUGUUUGCUUCUUGUGCAAAGAGAGAUUAAUAGCAACAUUACAAAUGUUUCCAUUCGUUUGACCUCCAGAUAAAGUAAAUCAUGUUUGUGUAGUAGUCAUCUGAUCUGUUUCACUGUGUACCAAUUUCUCAGGUGAUUGCUGUGUUAUCCUAAACAAAUAUAAAACAAAAAAAUUAAAGUUGUAAGAAACCUUUUUUUUUUUUUUUUAACGCUUUUGGCCCCUGUUUUAUUUAAUGUAAAACAUAUUUCUAUGUGCUAUCGUAUGGCCUACUUUAAAUGCAAACAACAGCUGAUGGAGAAGUUCAGGAUAAAUUAAAGUUCACAUUCACCAGGUGUUGCCAGCGCCUCACUUUUUUUUUUUUUUUUUUACAAACACAUUAGUGCCAAAAAAUUAUCUAAUCAUGUUAAUGUUUCUGAGAUAACUGCUCCCAGUCUCCUGCUCUGCACAUGUGUCCAGGCUUCUUUCAGUUUAUCUAUUAGUCGAGAGUGACUGACAAAGUCCAUCGGUUCUCUGACACAUCUGUGGUAAUAAUUGUCAGAUAGUUUUUUGUUUUUUCUAAUGCAUUUUUAUGAAUGUUUAUGCUUGCUUUACUUUUGUGCCACAGAAAAGUUGGUUAUUUCUUUUCUGACUUGAACAUUUUAUUAAUUUACAUAAUAAACACGUUCAUUCU
This is a messenger RNA of Paralichthys olivaceus (Japanese flounder), 4222 nucleotides long. Its product is annotated as solute carrier family 35 member E2A. Gene Ontology annotation, cellular component: Golgi apparatus. NCBI's taxonomy places the organism in Eukaryota, Metazoa, Chordata, Actinopteri, Pleuronectiformes, Paralichthyidae. The record is from RefSeq and is a predicted model, not a curated record. Gene Ontology annotation, molecular function: antiporter activity.